GUUUCUUUUAACUGACUGGACUAGCCCUCCGUCAGAGAAAGAGAGAGAGAGGGAGGGAGGAAGCAAGCUACCAUUCUUCGUGGCGUUGAGCUUUUGCCGGGGCAGGGAUUUGCAGCAGCUCAUUUGCAAGAAGUUGCUUAACAAUUCACUUCUGCUGGUGGUGAUGAUGAUUACGCAGGCAGGGCUCUCUUGGCAGGGAAGAGCUGCCACAGCCAUCUCCUCCCCUCUUCUUCCUCGCCGUUCUCACGUUCCAAAGGCACCCAACUUCAAUUCAUCAUCUCUUCCUCUUACUAGAGCCCCACCACCACUAACCCUGUCCAGGCUAUCCUGUUCGCCUCUAUCGCCUCUGCUCUCCUUCCGGUUGUCCUCCUCGACCCCCCUCCGUGUUUCGUCUCCUGCUUCUUCCGCCCCAUCAUCUUAUUCAAAUGAAGAACUGGAGAAGAAACUUGCACAGGUUUCUAAGAGGCUGGAGAGCACUUCUCGCUACCUUAAAAGGUUAGGCAGUCUGGGUUUCUGGGGCCAGCUUGUCUGCACUGUGGUAGCUGCUGUAAUUUUAUCAUUCUCUGUUGUUAUCACUGGGAGAGUUACAUCUCCAGUUACAUUUUAUUGCACUGCUGGAGGCAUUUCAGCUGCCUUUAUGUCAGCCUUCUGGUCCUUUGGCUAUACGCGUUUAGCUGAUAAGCUCCAAAGAACAGCUACGGACCCUGAGAAGGCACCUCCUCGGGCUGAAGUAAUCAACAGCUUAAAAAAUGCUAUUCUCAUAAAUAUUCUGGGAAUGGGUGCUGCAGUGCUUGGUAUGCAAUCGACUGUUGGACUUUUGGUUGCCAAGGCUCUUACCUCAUCAGCAACUCCGUAUUACCAAGGGAUGCGUCCUGGCUACAGCCCUGUCUUAGCAUUAGACGUAUUCUUGGUACAGGCCUCUGCAAAUACCAUCCUGUCUCAUUUCUUAGGGCUUGUGUUGUCAUUGGAGUUACUACGCUUUGUGACACUGCCACUGGAAGCUGUUGCAGUGCCGAGAGGCACGUAAUUUUGCUUUGCAACUGUCUCUGAUUGCCAUGGAUUUCAGCUUUUUUGUGCAGGUUCCCAUGCUACUAUAAAUUUUUUGUUCUCGGCUAUAUCAGAAAUUCGAAGUGCCGGUUGUUUUAAGGGGUGGCUGGUGAUGCAGCUGGACAGGUUUGAAGCUUCCAAAGGUUACCACAUGUUUGAUGAUGAUUAUAGGCUGAGGUUGUGUCUGUUUGGGACUCUUUAUCGCCUUUCUGUGUUCAAUUUUUACCUGGAGGAUUCAUAGCGGUCUUUCGCAUCAUUAUGAACAGUUCUUGGUGUUCCUUUUUUCCUUGCAUGUUUAUUUUCUGUUUAUAGUUCUUCUGUUCUUUUUUUCCUUGCGCAUUGGCCACCUGAACAAGCUUUACUGUGCAUGAAAAUCUCUGCACAUGAUCGGCUGUAUCUGAAUAUGCAGCAGGACAGGUUUGAAGCUUCCAAAGGUUACCACAUGUUUGAUGAUUAUUAUAGGCUGA
Molecule: messenger RNA, 1514 nt
Organism: Nymphaea colorata (pocket water lily)
Lineage: Eukaryota; Viridiplantae; Streptophyta; Magnoliopsida; Nymphaeales; Nymphaeaceae
Product: protein TIC 21, chloroplastic
Exons: 5
Coding region: 164-1027 (287 amino acids)
Source: RefSeq, a predicted model, not a curated record